AUGCAGCGUUCUGUAGCCAAGCAGUUCAUGCUGGGACGUAAGCUUCUGGCGGUCAGCCAGAACCGAAUCCAACCAGUGGCACGUCCCUGUGAUGUCUUCAUUAAUCACAGAAGCAUCGACACCAAGCGCACUGUCGCUGGUUUGCUCUACGAUCAUUUAAUCCGCCUUAACCUCCACCCUUUCUUGGACAGCAAGAAUAUGAAGCCAGGCGACAAGCUCUUCCAACACAUCGAUUCCUCCAUUAGGGAAUGCAAGAUUGGAGUUGCUGUCUUCUCCCCUACUUAUUGCCGCUCUUACUUCUGCCUCCACGAACUGGCUCUCCUAAUGGAGUGCAAGAAGAAGAUUAUUCCUAUCUUCUGUGACGUCAAACCUUCGGAGCUUCUAAGCCUUGACGAUAGGAUUUGUCCGGCCAAGGACCUGCAGAGAUUUAAAUCGGCGCUUGAGGAGGCCAUGUACACCGUCGGUCUCACGUUCGACUCCUGUAACGGGGACUGGUCGGAUUUCUUAAGAAGCGCUACAGACAUUGUGGUUAAGAGCAUGAUCGAGUUGGAGGCAGAAGGAAUAAGCAACCGGCACUGUUCACUCCCAAAAUCUACUACCAAGUUACCUCUUCCGAUGAUGAAUCAAUGCACAGUAUAA
Macadamia integrifolia is the source of this 639-nucleotide messenger RNA. RefSeq names its product TIR-only protein-like. The record is from RefSeq and is a predicted model, not a curated record. The coding region runs from base 1 to 639 and encodes 212 amino acids. The transcript has 2 exons. Lineage: Eukaryota; Viridiplantae; Streptophyta; Magnoliopsida; Proteales; Proteaceae. Gene Ontology annotation, biological process: signal transduction.